This is a messenger RNA of Oryza brachyantha (malo sina), 1733 nucleotides long. RefSeq names its product elongation factor Ts, mitochondrial. Gene Ontology annotation, biological process: mitochondrial translational elongation. The record is from RefSeq and is a predicted model, not a curated record. NCBI's taxonomy places the organism in Eukaryota, Viridiplantae, Streptophyta, Magnoliopsida, Poales, Poaceae. Gene Ontology annotation, molecular function: translation elongation factor activity; protein binding. The transcript is spliced from 9 exons. Gene Ontology annotation, cellular component: mitochondrial matrix. The coding region runs from base 339 to 1478 and encodes 379 amino acids.
UUAUCUCCCUUCUUCUUCCUCAUGCUUGCUCUCUCUCUCACACAUACAUACGUUGUGACCUUGCUGCUGCUACUGCAGCUUCAUUUCUUCACUGCUGCUGUUGUGAUCUACCUCCAGUGACUCCUCUGCUGCUGCUAACCGAAGCUCCAAGCCUCCUGCCAAGCUCCUCACUCUCUACUGCUCUAUACCUUUCUCUCUCUAUUUCUCUCUCACCUGGAUCUGGUUGCAUGCAGCUCCCAUGGCCGUCCGCACCUAGCUCCGAUGGUGGCCACUGUGGAGAAGGCCAGUUGCAGUUCUAGCAACUCCGGUGACCCCAACAUUCACAAUACAUUUUGAGAAUGGCGUGGAGUCAGAAUGCUAGAAAGCCCAUAAUUGGGCUUCUGUCCCGUGCUCAACAACACGCUGCUCGGGGGUACUCGAAUUCUGCGUUCCAGGCUCAUCUGUCGAGCCGCCGUGUUGAACAAAGUGGUACGCUUCUUAGGAGAUUCAGCUCUGAAGUGCCUGCGUUGGAGCAAAUCAGUCUCAUUAAAAAGCUACGGGAGAGGACAUGCGCUCCAAUCAAAGAUGUCAAGGCUUCCUUGGUUAGUUGCAACUGGGAUAUUGAUGCUGCGCAGAAGGACCUAAGAAAGAGGGGUGUGGCUCUUGCUGCCAAAAAGUCUUCACGGACUGCAGCUGAAGGUCUGCUCGCUAUUGCACAAGAUGAUAAAAGGGCCGUUGUGGUUGAGCUUAACUGUGAGACUGAUUUUGUGGCAAGAAAUGAUGUUUUCCAGUAUCUGGCUUCUUCACUAGCAAAAUUGGCUUUAUCAGCAAGGGAUCCUGGUGAAUUGGUCUUUCCUUUUGGUCCCGAGUAUUUGGAGAACCUUAGUGUCAAUCUAGAUCAUCCUAAACUCAGUGGGGAGACAACAGUCCAAAGUGCUGUUACAGAAGUUGCUGCCAUGGUUGGAGAAAAUGUCAAAUUCAGAAGAGGUUUCAUGUUGUCCACAACUGCACAUGGUGUUAUUUCCUCUUAUCUGCACAAUUGUCCCCAGCCAGGUUUGGGUCGUCUUGCUGGAUUGAUCACACUGGAGGCAGAAGAUAGCAAUGCUCCCCUUGAUGCUCUUAAGAAAGUUGGGUCAUCUAUUGCAAUGCACAUCGUUGCAGCAAAGCCAUUGUUUGUAUCAAAAGAACUGGUCUCUGCUGCAGCUGUUGAAAAUGAGCGGGACAUACUCCGGAGUCAGGCUGAAAGCUCAGGAAAAUCCCAAAUGGCCAUGGAUAAAAUGGUAGAAGGUCGACUGAGAAAGUACUUUGAAGAAGUUGUGCUUUUGGAGCAAAAAUAUAUUGCUAACGACAGCACAAAUAUCAAGAGCGUGCUGAAUGAUUUGUCAAAGGAAGUUGGCUCAAAAGUUACAAUUGGCAAUUUUGUCAGAAUGGAAGUUGGCGAAGGAGUUGAUAGGCCUAAUGAGAGUCUUGGAUCUGAAGCUGCGGCUCAUGCUGCAUAGUUUACAAGCUAAGAUCGAUCGAAAACGAUCAUUGAGAUGUGCUAAAGUUUCUAUUCUUCUGAAGUUAGAUUUAUUAGUUUCUUGAGAACUGUACUGUUUUUUUAUGGGUUGGCUCCAACAGUACGGCUGUAUUUUUCUACAAAUGCCAUUAAUCAACUAGUUAGGAGUUUACAAGUCUCCGGAGAGUAUUGUAACAAUUCGAAUCUGGUGACAUGUUUCAUCUAAACAAAUAAGGCAUACAAGGUUGCUGACUCC